Molecule: messenger RNA, 1938 nt
Organism: Armigeres subalbatus
Lineage: Eukaryota; Metazoa; Arthropoda; Insecta; Diptera; Culicidae
Exons: 1
Coding region: 1-1938 (645 amino acids)
Source: RefSeq, a predicted model, not a curated record
AUGUUUCCGGUACUGAAUCCUAACAAACCCGGCAAGAUUAGACUUGUUUGGGACGCCGCCGCAACCUCCCACGGAAUAUCUCUAAAUUCUGUCCUUCUCAAAGGGCCAGACCAGUUGACAUCUCUUUUGUCGGUUUUGAUUCAGUUCCGUGAGUACCGCGACAUCCGUGAAAUGUAUCAUCAAGUCCUGAUGAGAUCAGAGGACCAACACUGCCAACGUUUUCUAUGGAAGGAGACGGAAACUGAUACAAAUCCCAGUAUCUAUGUGAUGCAGGUAAUGUCAUUCGGAGCGUGCUGUUCUCCUAGUACCGCACAAUACGUUAAAAACAUCCAUGCAAAGCAGUUUGAUUCCGAAUAUCUGGACGCCGUUCACGCAAUCGUGCAUCAGCAUUACGUUGACGAUAUGCUGAUCAGCGUUGAGACGGAGGGGGAGGCCAUACAGCUGGCGGUCGACGUAAAGAACAUUCAUCAUUCUGGAGGGUUCGAAAUGCGGAACUGGGUCUCCAACUCCCCGGCAGUGGUUGCUGCGCUAGAAGGAGGUGUGGCUCUAUCUGGAGCUAGGGAAAUAAACAUGAGCAUUGGUGAAGCUAACGGUACCGAAAAGGUUCUCGGAAUGUGGUGGGACACUACUACAGACUGCUUCACGUAUAAGUUGUCUGACGCCGAUCUGUUAUCCGGAGAUAAGCGGCCAACAAAACGCGAGGUCUUAAGGACACUAAUGAUGGUUUUCGACCCUAUCGGCUUUAUCAGCCACUUUCUAAUGUUCCUCCGAAGCCUUCUACAAGAGAUUUGGAGAGCGUCCGUUGACUGGGAUGAACAGAUCCAUGAUUCACAUUACGAAAAAUGGCUCACCUGGCUUCGGGUCCUUCCCAAAGUUUCCGACAUCAAGAUACCGCGAUGUUAUCGAACAGCUACCUCCACAGGAGGAAGUAGAAUUCAAAUGCACACCUUCGUAGACGCUAGCGAGAAUGGGUUCGCGGCGGUCAUAUACUUACGAUUUCAGGAAGAGAAAACCGUGGAAUGCGCAUUAGCUGGUGCAAAAUGUAGAGUGGCUCCGCUCAAAUUCCUGUCGAUACCACGGUCCGAGCUACAAGCCGCCGUCAUCGGGGUACGAUUGGCGGACACAAUUUUCCAGUCUCUAUCCGUUAAAGUUCAAAAACGCUACUUCUGGACGGACUCCAGAGACGUCAUGUGCUGUCUUCAUUCGGAUCAUCGACGCUACAGCCAGUAUGUAGGAGUACGAAUUAGUGAGAUCCUUGAAACGACAAAUCUUGCAGAUUGGCGAUGGGUGCCGACAAAGCUAAACGUAGCGGACGAGGGAACGAAAUGGAAGAGCACUCCUGAUCUUAGACACUCCAGCCGAUGGUUUCGUGGACCCGAUUUCCUUUGGAAACGCGAAGAUGACUGGCCGGCAACAUCGCAGUUUGUUAGAGUUACUAAUACAGAGCUUCGUCCAUACUUACACCUCCAUUUCAAGGUCUUCGACCCAAUCAUCGACGCAAGCCAUUUCAGCCAAUGGGCUACCCUCCUGAAGGCUACAGCGUAUGUGUUCAGAGCCAUCAGAAACAUGCAGCAGACUACACGGAGGACGGCUAAAACUCGUAGCCCCCUCACAAGGGACGAGUUUAUCAAGGCCGAAAGCUACCUGUACCAAAUAGCUCAGCGACACUCGUAUAGGGAGGAGAUCGCAGUUCUGUCUAUGGACCACCACGAAUCAACAAACAAAAUUCCUAAAAGCAGCCCAUUGUUCCGCCUGUGCCCAUUCAUGGAUGAAACAGUUCUAAGGAUACGAGGACGAACCAACGGAUGUCGAUUCAUCGAUAGCAGUGUCGCUAAUCCCGUAAUAUUGCCCCGGGAACACAGCAUUACCAAAUCAUCGUGCAAGAUAUCCAAUGAAAAUUUCUGCAUCAGAAUCACCAGACCAUCAAUAAUGAGCUAA